AUGAUACUCUUUGCGCACGGUUUGUCCCGCUCGAAGACCAUCCUGUUGGCAAUAUUUCUUCUCACCUCGUUCUACCUCCUCUUCUCCCAUGUCAGACCAGCAGUCUACCAUCACGCCUUUCAACAGACUGCGCAACAGUCUCAUCAUGAAUCUGUUCAGUACUCACCCGAGGCUCAAAUCUCCAACAUCUCCAUCAACUUGGUCGUAGCGACAUUAGCAGCCGACGACAUCUCCUGGACCUCCACCCUGCCAAUCCCCAACCUCAAUAUCAUCCGCUAUGAGAGCGAUUCGCCCUUCGCAUCAUUCCACCCGCCCGUGGCCAGGGGCAGAGAAGCGCUGAUAUACCAUACCUACCUGCACGACUUUUACGACGACCUUCCAGAUAUCAGUAUCUUUAUCCACUCGCACGAGAAUCCAUGGCACGUCGACCCCGCGCUCCGCCAAUCCAUGACAUUCGCACUCUCCCAGCUCGACGUGCAUCAAGUGAUGCGGAAGCAGUACUUUAAUCUUCGCGUGAGCUGGAAAGAUGCCUGUCCGGCAUGGAUCAAUACCACAAAGACGCCAGAGGAAUCCAUCAAGCAAGAAGAGCCAUUUAUGGCAGAGGCUUUCCAUGCGAACUUUGGACAUGACGUCCCUGUACCGGAGAUACUGGCUGGUCCUUGUUGCUCGCAGUUUGCAGUCACGCGCGAUGCCAUACAAAGAAGAUCGAAAGAGGAGUACAAGAGGUAUAUGGAGUGGUUAGUCAACACCGACUGGAGCGACUACAUAAGCGGGAGAGUUUGGGAGCACAUGUGGCCAUGGUUGUUCCUGGAAGAGGCAGAGGAUUGUACCCCGGAAUUUGAAGCCCUAUGUCGCAUGUAUGCGAUCUGCUUCGAGGGGCCCCAGGAGCUGGAACAAUAUCAACGGCUAUGGCAGGAAAAGGAUGAUCUGAAGGAGAGAACAGAAUUCGUGAAUGAGUUACUGAGGCCCGGACAGGCACGGAGCGCGAGGAUGAGAAUGGACACGAUAGGCAACUUGUUGGAGAGGAAGCUGGAGCAAGCGCUGAGAAGGGGGAGGAGUGCAGGGAUUCGACAGCAAACCACUAAGGACUUGCCCUGGUGA
Molecule: messenger RNA, 1101 nt
Organism: Lecanosticta acicola
Lineage: Eukaryota; Fungi; Ascomycota; Dothideomycetes; Mycosphaerellales; Mycosphaerellaceae
Source: the annotation of a GenBank genome assembly